ACGCAGCGGAACACUGCAGCCUCCCGGGCCGCCUCCUCCCGCAGGCUGCAGCCGGGGACGCGUCCAGGAGUCGGGAUACAGCGACAGGACGGUCCAGCCUGACGUCUACACCCGCCCGGAGCUUCAGGCUGUAACUUACACCCACCGAGCCGAGAUGGAGAAACAGGAGCGGGGACAGUGAGCUUCAGCUCCGGGGUCCUUCCUCGUCUUCGAGGUGGGCCGGGUUUUGCGUCAUGGCGUCCCGGCUGCUGGACCGUCUGAAGCGCUCGCUGUUUAAAGACGGGCAGGGGGCGGGACCCGAACAGGAAGCCGGAGGCGGACAGGAAGAGGAGGAGGAGGAGGAGGUGGUAGAUGAGGACCGCUGGGAGGCGGAGCUGGAGGAGGAGGAGGAGUGCGUGACGGAGAGGCUCGGGGGGACGCUGUGCUUCGACAGCGCGGGAGGAGGAGGAGGAGGAGGAGGAGGGGUGGAGGACGGAGCGGAGGGCGAAGGGUCGGGGCUGGACAGUGACUCCGACUUCCUGGGAGAGUCGAUGGAGGAGGGGCUUAGCAGCACAGACACCAGUUCUGUGGGCGUGUCUCCAGUUGGCCCCUCCCCCUCCUCCCUGCUGACGCGGCAGCUUCAGGAGAGCUGGAGGAACCUGCGUGGGCUCAGCGGAGGAGGAAGCCCCGCCCCCGCCGGGCGGCGGCAGACAGACAGUUUGUUAUUCGAGGUGACGGACGCCAGUGUGGUGCAAGAUGGCUCCUCCAAAUAUGUGCUGUACACCGUCCAUGUGAUCCAGUCCGGCGGCAGCGAUAAGACUCCGGCCAUCAUCACCCGCCGGUACUCCGACUUCCAGCGCCUCCACGCCACGCUGCGCCGUAACCAUGGAGACCAGAUGGAGCGUGUUUGUUUCCCACGAAAGAAGCUGCGUCGGAACUUCACGGCGGAGACGAUCGCCAAGCGGAGCCGAGCGUUCGAACAGUACCUGUCUCACCUGUGCUCCCUGUCCGCCCUGCGGGGGGCGCUGUGCGUCCGCCAGUUCUUCUACCUGAGCGACCUGCAGACCGGACAGCUGCUCAUCAGGGUGGGACGUUACCAGGAGGCCUUGGGUCCGCUGCUCAACGCCAAGAGACUGCAACACAAACUGGGCUGGGCGAGUUACUAUGACAACCAGGCUCAGACCCCACCCCCGGCCUCCUCCCAUUGGUUCUUCACUCUGGUGGGGCUGUCAUGCUGUUUCCAGGAAGUGGACCAGCUGGAAGAGGCUCGGGAUCACUGUGACCACGCCCUCCGUGUCCUAACCCCGCCCACUCCGCCGCCGCCAGAGACUCACAGCGGCACAGCAGAGGACAAGCCCCUCCCACAGUCUGACGCCUCACAGGCGCACGUGGACAGGCCACACCCCCUCCUGUUGCCGCUGUUACGGGCGGUGGUCCGGCUGUCGUGGCAGACGGGGAAAGACAAGCGGCAGUGGGAGGAGCUUCUGCAACAGCUGGAGGAGCAGAGGGCGGGGCUAGACAAUCAGCCAACCGUCAAAGAGUUCCUGGUCAAACACAACCUGCAGGAAGGCGAGGGGGAGGGCUAAACACACACACACACACACGGCGAGUACAAUCACUAUCCUACGACGGGCGCGUCACGACCAGUUCAGAGAAUAAAGUUGGAAUAUUUAGAGGAAAAAGUCGUAAUCUGAGAAAAAAAAAUUAAUAUUUCAAGAAAAAGUCAAAUAUUUUGUGAAUAAAGUAACAAAGUAUUUAAAAAAAAUGCUGCUUUGAGAAGAAAAUGUCAGCUUCUGAUUGGACGGUGCAGAUCUGAUUAUAUGUUCUUAUAUAAUGUUUAAUUUUCUUAACAAAAUUAUCACAUUUAUUAGACGGCUACAUCCUUUAUUAUUAUUAUAUAUCUCAUAAUAUUAUGACUUUUUCUCCAAAUAUUUCAACUUAAUUCUCUUAAGUCUCAUUUUUUUAAUCCAAACGUGUCUGAUAUUCUGAUAUUCACUAUGCAUCAUUUAUUCAAUCCUACUUUUAGAGCCUGAAACCGGCUCAGCGACGCUCUGAUGAGGUUUUUUCCUGCUUUAUUCCAAAGUGCGAGUUGCAGCUCUGACUGCACGAUAAUCCUAAAAAAAAAAUAAUCCCGGAGCCGUAUUCACUGAUAGCAUUAAUUUGAGAGUUGGUUUUUAGAAAUGUGUGACAGGAAAACAUCUCAGCACUUAGAGAACCUUCAGCGUCGGGAUGAUGGUUAGAAUAAAGACUUUGUGUUUGAUCUGAGCCAGUAAAACCAGUUUAACAGACACAGACUGACUCCACCGGUGAGGUUUCUAGUUUUUGACCAAUAGAAACAUUCAUGUCGGUUUCUCAGUGAACACGACGGUGGAAAUAUUAAAAAGUUAAAGUAACAAUCUCAAAGAUCUUCGUUCUCUCUGGCGGCGCCGUGUGGCGGUGAACGGUAACUGCAGGUCUGUUUUUGGACAGUUAUUCAAAUGAAAUCUUUGAGAUUAUUACUUUAAAGUAUAUUUUCAAGCAAAUUUCUGGAUUCCUCUAAACCCUCCGUCACUCUGAAGCUGGAUUUAUUAACAGAUUUUGCUGUUUUUUAUCUUUUAGACACAAAUCGAGACCAAAACAACUGUGAUUGGUCAGUUUAGGCUGUUUGUGUUGAUGCUGGUGGAGAUCGUUGAGAGUGAAGAUAUUUAACAAUAUUUUUUAUUGAUUUUUAAAACAGUGAAACAGAGUUUACAGGCCUCAGUAGACGGGUUACCCCUGAAUUCCUCCGGGACCGCUCUGACGCGACUGCCGGAGCUGAUCACGGCCCCUUGAUGCCACCGGCGCGCCGCCGGCGCGUUGCAGAAGCGUCCCA
Molecule: messenger RNA, 2830 nt
Organism: Thunnus maccoyii (southern bluefin tuna)
Lineage: Eukaryota; Metazoa; Chordata; Actinopteri; Scombriformes; Scombridae
Gene: snx21
Product: sorting nexin family member 21
Exons: 6
Coding region: 234-1565 (443 amino acids)
Biological process (GO): protein transport
Cellular component (GO): early endosome membrane
Molecular function (GO): phosphatidylinositol phosphate binding
Source: RefSeq, a predicted model, not a curated record